This is a messenger RNA of Chelonoidis abingdonii (Abingdon island giant tortoise), 956 nucleotides long. RefSeq names its product sperm acrosome membrane-associated protein 4-like. The record is from RefSeq and is a predicted model, not a curated record. NCBI's taxonomy places the organism in Eukaryota, Metazoa, Chordata, Testudines, Testudinidae. Gene Ontology annotation, biological process: sperm-egg recognition. Gene Ontology annotation, cellular component: membrane.
AUCACACGCAGCCAGACCAGACUCAGCCGCCAGCCCCCGAGCCCUGGGACGGUCCCACCUGCCUCUAUAAUCCGCUGUUGUCCGCCUCGCCAGGAGACGACCAUGGGCAAAAUUCUCGUCCCGUGUCUGGCCGUUCUGACCUGCGUCGGGAUCGGCGUGGCCCUGCAGUGCCUGAAAUGCGAAUUCACCAUCCAUGGCAACCUCUGCUGCAUCAGCACCGUCAGCUGCGACACCGGGCAGCUCUGUGUCACCGUCCGGGGCCACGCAGCCGACCACAAGCUGGUCAUGAAGAAGGACUGCGUUGAGAGGGAGAAAUGCCAAACCAACAGCACCUCGACCUUCGCCGGCGUCACCUACAGCACCUACUACGAGUGCUGCGAGGGCGAAUUCUGCAACUCGGCCGCGGGCGCCGGGGCCCAGCUCUCCCUGGCUGCAGGGCUGGCCAUGCUGGGGGCCUGGCUCGCCCGGGGCCUCUAAUCCCUGCUCCGCAAGCCGGGAGGGAAGAGGAAAUCAUUUCUGUUGGGGGGGCAAAAAAAAUCCAGCCUGACCUUGCCUUUAAAUAGCCCCACCCCUUUUCUUCUUAAAGGGGCGCUUGGUAACCAGAGUCCAGAUCGGAUUCCUUUGCCUUGUUUUGGUCAUUUUAAAUCAUUAUAACCCAGGGAUGGGGCAGAGGGAAAGGCCCUGAAGGAGGGGGAAGAGGUGGGGUCUGUCUGGAGAAGGGUGGGUGGAUUUCUUGUUUCUCUCCAGUAUAAAGAGUGCUGAACUGGAGUCACUCCGGAUUCACACUGGGGUUACUGAGAUCAGAAUCCAGCCGUGGUUCACUGACUGCAUUGUGUUUUCCUCCCGCCCCCUACGGGCUGGCUGUGUGGGUCGGACGUGGCAGGUGCGCAUGCAUGUUUUCCCGCUGCCCCCUGCUGCCUGGAAUUAAACCUGCUGGUCUGUGUGCCAUAAACCCU